CAACCUUCCCUGCCUCUGAUCCAGAGCGUGAGGAGGAGGACCAGGAAUACACUCAUGUUCCCCGAGCUCUAGAAAAAACACCAUCAACUCCUUCAAUGUUAAAACUCCACAAUUAAACCGACUCGGGAGGAGGAAAAGGCAACUGAAGAACACGAAAAAGCCGCCUUUUCGCAAUUUUUACGCAAUCCACGCGAUUGCAACCGUGCAGAAAAUCAAUAACGGAAUACAAGGGGACAGACAAGAUUCAGGCGCUACUUCAUACUGUUAUGAGGCGAGAAUGAGUAGCGCAGAAGACAGCGGGAGCAAGUGUUCGUCGGGCCCGAUUUCCAGCUUUACCAUCCAGUCCAUUUUGGGCACGCCGCCCGAUGCGCCGCGCUCCGUCAGCAAGGAGCUCGCUAAGGUGGCGCCGCCGCCGCCGCGGAGGCGCUCGCUGUCGGUGUCCUCCUCCGAGGAGUGCAGCGGCGGGGAGGACUCGGCAGACUGCUUCUGCUCCGACACGGGUCACAGCGAGCCCUGCACCCAGCACCGAGCCCAUAACUUCUGUAUAGCGCCCCGCAAAGGACUCCUCUCCGGGAAUGACGGGCUCGCGCGGCGGCCGCACCUGCCCCAGCCCCUGCUGCAGGAUUACAAGGAGGAGCAGGAGAGGCCGUGCCAUCAGAUGUCCCCCCUGUCGGAGGAGAGACACUCGGACGGCGCGGACAAGCAGGGCAACUCGGCCAAGAAGAAGACGCGCACGGUUUUCUCCCGCAGCCAGGUGUACCAGCUGGAGUCCACCUUCGACAUGAAGCGGUACCUGAGCAGCUCGGAGCGGGCCUGCUUGGCCUCCAGCCUGCAGCUGACUGAGACUCAGGUCAAGACGUGGUUUCAGAACCGCAGGAACAAAUGGAAACGGCAGCUUUCGGCCGAACUGGAGGCGGCCAACAUGGCCCACGCCUCCGCGCAGACACUAGUGGGGAUGCCGCUGGUCUUCAGAGACAACUCCUUACUGCGUGUUCCGGUUCCCCGGUCCAUCGCCUUUCCGACGCCCCUUUAUUACCCGGGGAGCAACCUGUCAGCGCUACCUUUGUACAACCUGUAUAACAAGAUUGAGUACUGAUGGACUGUGCUGUAUGCUCACCACAUGCAGUCCACGUACACGCGUUACAAAACGAUACAACAUCCUUUUAAGUGUCUCCACAUAACCCCCCUGUAUAUUAAUUGUAUCACUUUAUUCGUCGAGGAAAUUGUUAUUAUGCAGCAACUGUACGUCUCACAUGAAAGCAGCCAAGCUUAAUUGUUUAAAAUACACCAUGUGUAUAAUUAAUUACAGUCAUUUUUGUAUUUUUAUUUUCUCUUUCCUCCUUGAACUUACACAAUAAUGGGGUUUAACAGUCAUAUCCCAUUCGAGAAAAAAAAAUGGAUUCCAGAAAAAAAUGCUUUUACAGUGUUUAUAUUCUUAAUCGGUCUGUCACAUAUUGCAAAGCAGCAGUGCCAUUUAUUUCACCCGACAGGAAAAGCAUUAUUAUUCCAUUUAAGGGAAAAUAUCAUUGUUUCUAUUGUAAUUUAGAACUUCAAUAAUAACCUUCUCAUUCAAUAAAUUUUCUA
Molecule: messenger RNA, 1584 nt
Organism: Pungitius pungitius (ninespine stickleback)
Lineage: Eukaryota; Metazoa; Chordata; Actinopteri; Perciformes; Gasterosteidae
Gene: hmx2
Product: H6 family homeobox 2
Exons: 2
Coding region: 278-1096 (272 amino acids)
Biological process (GO): regulation of transcription by RNA polymerase II
Cellular component (GO): nucleus
Molecular function (GO): DNA-binding transcription factor activity, RNA polymerase II-specific; RNA polymerase II transcription regulatory region sequence-specific DNA binding
Source: RefSeq, a predicted model, not a curated record